CGCGCCGUGCUGGCCUGCGCCGGCACGUACUUUGGCGAGCUGUUCGGCCGGGCCGCGUCCGGGCCCGCCGACGUCGUCUCGCUGGAGUUCGUUUCCCCGGCGAACUUUGAGAAGGUGCUGAGCUUCGCGUACACGGGGGAGGUCCUGGCGGAUCUCAUCGACGUCGGCGUCCUUUACGAGCUGGCCGAGAGGCUGGGCGUGAGCGAGCUGGCGAGGGCCUGUCGCGCCACCUUCCCGGACCUGCCGGGACCCGCGCGGGCGCGCGGCGAGGCCGGCGGCCCGGGAGAGCUUCCGGCCGCCUCCUCCGUCUCU
Molecule: messenger RNA, 312 nt
Organism: Hippocampus comes (tiger tail seahorse)
Lineage: Eukaryota; Metazoa; Chordata; Actinopteri; Syngnathiformes; Syngnathidae
Product: zinc finger and BTB domain-containing protein 39-like
Exons: 1
Molecular function (GO): protein binding
Source: RefSeq, a predicted model, not a curated record